AUGCUGGUGAGAGGCAGGGACCAGGGGCCCGGCUCCCGGCUCGGGCCUCUCUUUAGGCGCUGAGCCCCCAGGCCCUCUCCUUUGCAGAGUCCCGCUGCCUCCCUCAAUGCAGAGCCUUCGAGCGACCCAGUCCCCGACGGCUUCCCCUCCGGCCCCAGUGUCUCCCCAAGACGCCUGGAGAGGCCGCCGGGGCUGGAGGAGGCGCUGAGCGCGCUGGGGCUGCAGGGAGAACGCGAGUACGCCGGGGACAUCUUCGCCGAAGCCAUGGUGUGCCGCGUGCUGCCCCGGAGAGCCCUGCCCCGCGCUGUGACCCCGGAGAUGCGCGCCCUGGUGGUAGACUGGCUGGUCCAGGUGCACGAGUACCUGGGUUUGGCUAGUGACACACUUUACCUGGCGGUGCACCUGCUUGAUUCCUACCUGAGUGCUGGCCGCGUGCGCCUACAUCGCCUGCAGCUGCUGGGCGUGGCCUGCCUGUUUGUGGCGUGCAAAAUGGAAGAGUGCGUGCUUCCCGAGCCCGCCUUCCUCUGCCUCCUGAGCGCCGACUCCUUCUCGCGGGCGGAGCUGCUGCGAGCCGAGCGCCGCAUCCUGAGCCGCCUGGAUUUCCGGCUGCACCACCCGGGUCCGCUGCUGUGCCUCGGGCUGCUGGCCGCGCUGGCAGGGAGCAGCCCCCAGGUGACGCUACUUGCCACCUACUUCCUGGAGCUGUCUUUACUGGAGGCCGAGGCGGCGGGAUGGGAGCCAGGUCGUCGCGCGGCUGCGGCUCUGAGCCUGGCGCACCGCUUGCUAGAUGGCGCGGGCUCCAGGCUCCAGCCGGAACUUUACAGGUGUAGUCUUGGCGGAGGGCCUGUAUGGGAUCACAGCAGCUUCAAGGACUUCCCUUCCUGGUCAUUUUUACCGUCUCAGAGAAUGAGAGACCAUUAUUGGGGAGGAGGUGGCGCCUAGACUUGAUUUUUCUGUGUGUGGGAGAGAAUGGAGAGGGAGGACCCCAUUAGUCCAGAUCUGGAGGCUUUUAACCUUGCCCCAGGGUGGAAGAUAGUCUCCCAGGCCCAGAAGAUGCUCGUGUUGCCUUCCAGGGCUGAGAACGAAGGGUCUCCCAGGCCUCGAGUCCUCCAUCUCUGUAUCUGGUGAUGGAUGGGGGUCCCUUUAGCUGCUAGGGCCGCUAAUCAUGCUACCAGGUGGCAGGGCGAACCACGGUUUCCCCCAGGAUAGACAGGAUGGCUGCCCAUCCUCAGCUCCCCUCUUUGCUUCCUCGAGUGUUCCGACUCCGCACUAGCCGCGCCCUGUAGGAAGAAUCGGUGUCCACCUCUCCCCGGUGCUCACCUAGUCACUCCAGUUGAGGAUGGGACGCGUGCCGGAUCUCAAGAGAGCCCCUGACCCGUCCGUGGGGACCCACAUCGACGCUGCUUCUCAGUCUCGAGUCUCCAGUUCCAAGGAUGGGUCAUCUCCAACCCCUUG
Molecule: messenger RNA, 1455 nt
Organism: Piliocolobus tephrosceles (Ugandan red Colobus)
Lineage: Eukaryota; Metazoa; Chordata; Mammalia; Primates; Cercopithecidae
Gene: CCNP
Product: cyclin P
Exons: 5
Source: RefSeq, a predicted model, not a curated record